Messenger RNA from Suillus discolor, 463 nucleotides. Its product is annotated as Cerato-platanin. Lineage: Eukaryota; Fungi; Basidiomycota; Agaricomycetes; Boletales; Suillaceae. Bases 32 to 463 code for a protein of 143 amino acids. The record is from RefSeq and is a predicted model, not a curated record. The transcript has a single exon.
GCACGACAUUCUCAUCAAACUCUAACACACGAUGAAAUUUACACUUGCUGCUGCUCUUAUCUCUGCUCUUGCCCUCCCAGCGUUUUCAGCGCCCGCGGACGUCACAUACGACACUGCGUACACCAAUCCCAACUCGUCCCUUAGCAAUGUCGCAUGUUCUAACGGCGCGAACGGUCUUUUGACCAAGGGAUAUACCACCUUCGGCUCCAUCCCUUCAUUCCCCAACAUCGGAGGUGUUCCAGGCGCCACCUGGAACUCCACGUUGUGCGGCACCUGCUGGAGCCUCCAAUACACCACGCCCAGCGGCGUCCAAACUACCAUCAACAUCACCGCCGUCGAUGCUGCUUACACAUUCAACAUCUCCCCGCAGGUGUUCAAUAAGUUGAAUAAUGGCACCGGCUUAGAGCCCGGCAAGAUUGUGGCUAACGUCACUCAGGUCACCGCGAGCAGCUGUGGCAUGUAG